UUUUUCAUAAGGUUUUCAGGACAAUAAUAUUUCAUUAUAUUGCAAAAGAGUGGGGAGAGAGGGAGAAAGGAGGUGGGGAGAAAAACAGAGAGAACAGGGGAUGGCGGGCGGAUUUCUGCCGGCCGUUGGCGCCGUUCGAGAAGAUUUCGGCGGGAAGCUCACCGUCUCCGUCUACAUCACGUGCAUAGUCGCGGCCAGCUGCGGCCUCAUCUUCGGCUAUGACAUCGGCAUCUCAGGGGGCGUGACGACAAUGGAGCCGUUCUUGAGGAGGUUUUUUCCUUCCGUGCUGAGGAAGAUGCGCCAGUCCAAGCAAAACGAAUACUGCAUGUAUGACAGCCAGCUCCUCACUUCCUUCACCUCCUCCCUCUACAUAGCCGGCCUGAUCGGUUCGCUGGGAGCCAGCCGAGUCACUCGGGCGCUCGGGCGCAGAGCCAGUAUGCUGCUCGGUGGCGCAACCUUCCUCACCGGCGCCACCAUUAACGGCGCCGCGGUCAAUGUGGUCAUGCUCAUAGUCGGUCGCAUCCUGCUUGGUAUCGGAGUCGGCUUCACGAACCAGGCCACCCCACUUUAUCUCGCCGAGACGGCGCCACCAAAAUGGCGCGGCGCGUUCAUUUCCGGCUUCCAGCUCUUCUUAGGCAUCGGUGUGGCGGCUGCUAACCUGAUCAACUAUGGCACGGCUAAGAUCCAUGGCUGGGGCUGGCGGCUCUCGCUUGGCCUCGCCGCUGUCCCGGCGUUAAUCAUGACCACCGGGACGCUGCUCGUGCCGGAUACCGCAAGCAGCCUUAUACAGCGGGGCAAAAUUGAUGAAGCAAGGCGAGCCUUGCAGCGGGUCCGUGGAUCUGGAGCCGAUGUUGAAGCCGAGCUGCAAUGCCUAACUGAAGAAACUAUGAAGUCCGAAGCCGUGGAAAAGCCAUUCAGGGACAUAUUCAAGCGCCGGUACCGGCCUCAAUUGGUGAUGUCCAUCGCCAUCCCUUUAUUCCAGCAGCUCACCGGCAUCAAUGUCGUCGCAUUUUAUGCACCGGUUCUAUUUCGGAGUGUUGGCUUUGGAAGCGACUCGUCGCUCAUGGCUGCGGUCAUACUCUGCUUGGUCAAUUUGGGCUCCAUCCUUGUGUCCACUUACAUCGUUGAUCGGUAUGGCCGAAAAGUUUUGUUUAUGGAGGGCGGCGUUCAGAUGAUCCUCUUCUUGACAGCAGUUGCUUGUGUGCUUGGUGUAAAGAUAGGGAGCUCAGGAACAAGCCCACUGUCAAAGGGCGACGCGGUGCUGGUGCUGGUGCUCAUGUGCGCGUACGCAGCCGGGUUUGGGUGGUCUUGGGGGCCCCUGUGUUGGUUGAUCCCAAGCGAGAUCUUCCCGCUGGAGAUACGCCCCGCCGGUCAAAGCAUAAGCAUUGCCGCUAACUUCGCGGUGACCUUCGUGCUCGCUCAGUUCUUCCUAUCCAUGCUCUGCCAUUUCAAGUACGGAAUCUUCCUGUUCUACGCCGGAUUUAUCGCCAUCAUGACCGUUUUUGUUGCCGUCUUCCUGCCGGAGACCAAGGGAGUGCCACUAGAGGCCAUGGACAGAGUCUGGGAGAAGCAUUGGUACUGGAGAAGAUUUGUGGUAUUGGAAAGGACAGCACCAAAAAUGAAUGGAUACUCCAACAGUAUUUGAUGCAUGCAGGUUAUUAUGUCUUUCUUGUUCACUCUCUUGUAUAUUUUCAAAUGGUCCUAGCAAGGUCUCUGUCUAUUAUGUUUAUAAGUUGUCAAAUCUUAAAAUAUUUUGGUGAGCAAGAGGCUGGGAUCCUAAAUUGCGUCCGAUCCUGGGUAAGGUACGAUAUGUUCUAGUAAUUGAAUACGUGACAUGCUAUUAAUACUUCUGCCUA
Nymphaea colorata (pocket water lily) is the source of this 1856-nucleotide messenger RNA. RefSeq names its product sugar transport protein 5-like. Gene Ontology annotation, molecular function: monosaccharide transmembrane transporter activity. The record is from RefSeq and is a predicted model, not a curated record. Gene Ontology annotation, biological process: monosaccharide transmembrane transport. Gene Ontology annotation, cellular component: membrane. The transcript has 4 exons. Bases 101 to 1645 code for a protein of 514 amino acids. NCBI's taxonomy places the organism in Eukaryota, Viridiplantae, Streptophyta, Magnoliopsida, Nymphaeales, Nymphaeaceae.